Lytechinus pictus (painted urchin) is the source of this 579-nucleotide messenger RNA. RefSeq lists its product as uncharacterized. The record is from RefSeq and is a predicted model, not a curated record. The coding region runs from base 1 to 579 and encodes 192 amino acids. The transcript has 2 exons. Gene Ontology annotation, molecular function: cytokine activity. NCBI's taxonomy places the organism in Eukaryota, Metazoa, Echinodermata, Echinoidea, Temnopleuroida, Toxopneustidae. Gene Ontology annotation, cellular component: extracellular region.
AUGGCAAAGGAGUCGAGGAUCCGUCUUCUACUUUGCCUUUCUGUCGUCGGGACUAUAACAUUAGUCCAAUCCCUGCCAACACACCGGGAAGCUCGAUCAGUCAUUGGGGACCUGGACCUUCCCAGGAGAGUAUUCUGGUCCAACGUGAGUUACGAUGUCUCUGUACCUUACGUGAGCCUUGAUGAAUGGGACCGUAUCCGCGCUGAUGUGGAGUCAUCGGUCCGUUUAGCGCGUCGGAGUGAUACUCAGUGUCGUCCAACGCUGCCAUUGGAACCCACGUUGCCCAGAGACCUCAGCCUAUGCCCGUGGUCCUACCAUACUGAAGAUGAAGAUCCUGACAGGUUCCCCGUCAUCAUUCCUCAGGCUUACUGUCAAUGUUCACGAUGCCACUUCAGUAGGCUAAUCAACUUCCAAGCCAUCGCCGAGCUCCCAGGGAUUCGAUCUACUUCGGCUUGCAAGGAGGUAUAUGAGAACCGACGUGUUCUUCGCCGGGCAGUCCCGGGUGAUGAAACGUCUCCAUACGUUCCAUAUGACGUACCCGUAUCGGUGGCGUGUGUGUGCCAGAAACACAUAUCUUAA